AUGGGGAACCUUCCACGUGCGCGUUUGGACCACGUAAAGGCCUUUAAUAAAACCGGCGUAGACUUUGCAGGUCCUUUUAAUGUGAAGGCCGCACUGUUACGAAAACUUCGCAUAACAAAAGCAUAUUUGUGCGUCUUUGUGUGCAUGUCAACCACCGCAGUGCAUUUGGAACUCGCAUCGGACCUUUCUACACCGACGUUCAUGGCAGCUCUAGAUCGGUUUCUUGCACGUCGAGGGCAAUGUUCGGACAUGCAUAGUGACUGUGGCACGAACUUUACUGGUACUCAACGGUAUCUGAGUGAAGUUCAUGACAUCAUCAGUUCGCAGUCCUACACGCGUCAUGUAACUGAGAAGCAGAUAACAUGGCAUUUUAAUCCACCAUCAGCCCCUCACAUGGGUGGAAUGUGGGAAGCAGCUGUUAAGUCGGCGAAAACAUUGUUGAAAAGAGUCAUACAAGAUCAAAUACUAACAUACGAAGAGCUGAACACCCAUUUUGCAUCGAGUAGAAGCGUCUCUAAACUCACGACCCCAUCGGUGCAUUAUCGUCAGACCCCAAUGAUUACACGCCGUUAA
Aphis gossypii (cotton aphid) is the source of this 573-nucleotide messenger RNA. RefSeq lists its product as uncharacterized. Gene Ontology annotation, molecular function: nucleic acid binding. NCBI's taxonomy places the organism in Eukaryota, Metazoa, Arthropoda, Insecta, Hemiptera, Aphididae. The record is from RefSeq and is a predicted model, not a curated record. The coding region runs from base 1 to 573 and encodes 190 amino acids. The transcript has a single exon.